AUGGAAGUUCUCUCACUGCUGCUCGUCUUCUUUACAGUUUCUGGAUAUGCAUACGUGGUGCAACCCAGACUGACAGUCAGUCCGGUGUCUCGGCUGGAUGGACGCCACCAGUCUGAGCUGAGAGAUGUUUUGGUAUCAUUGGAGGAGAAAAUCAGUGAGAGACCAGAGGAGGAGCAGAGGAGUGGAGGAGUGACUCCAGAGACAAACUCAGAGGCUCCUGGGACGUUUUCUGAGACUUUAAGGGGAGAAACAAAAACAGCCAAUAUGCGGACUGAUUUAGUUCCAGAUGAAGAGACAGAGACAGUUAAAACAGCAAUAAGAAGUCAUAAUGAACGGGUAGAAGAAAAGGUGGCAGAGGAAAGAGAGAGCGGGCUGGUUGCAGGGAUUAGAGGAGAUGUGUUCACUGUAAAUCAAGAAAAUGUGUCAGAGAAAGAAGGAAAUGAGAAGGUGGAAAGAACUGAAGAGGAAGAGAGGAUAAAAAAUGCAAACCAGAGUGAAUUAGUAGGAAGAGAAGAGGAAGAUCACAUGGUAGUUAGUGACCUCACACCUCCCAGCACAUCCUCUCCUCCGCUGGGGGAGGAAUUAGUGAUUCAAAUUAUCACUCAGUCUCCAAAUCCUCCUGGUUCUCCUCCUCCUCUUCAUCAUCAUAAUGUCUCCUCAUCUCUCCCUCCCAGCCCUGACGCCACACUUAGUCCUCACUUCUUCCCUCCGUCUGUCACUGUUUCCGAUCCCACAACAAUCCGUCACUCCUCAGUCUCCACAUGGCUUCCUGCUGAGGUCAGGUCUGUCUCUCUGCUUGAAGAUCUCCUCACUGAGGUGCUGCAGAGUCCUGGACAUCUUCUCAAGCAGAAUGAGCUGCAAGUGAAGGCAAGCCCAGAUGUAGAGGCAGUAAUGGUGGAAAAUAUAUUGUUUAAACCUGCACGGCAACAAAGCAAAGGUGCUGAAUUUAUCCCCAAACUGCAAGAAGCAACACCAGAACACCAGAAGUUUAUAACCAAAGACUUAAAAGAGCCAGAUCCAACACCGAAAUCUAAUGAAACCCCAAACAUGACUCAGCCCACAGUUCAACUGGUGGAAAAUGACACCAAAGUUACAAAGAAAAAGGACAAUAAAACCAAAAAGCCAAAGAAGAAGAAGGAGGUCAGCAAGCCAACCUACUUUCCUUACUUUAAGGAUAACUACUGUCCUCCUGAGUGUGCCUGCUACGGAAGAGUGGUCCAGUGCUCAGACAAAGGUGUGGACAAUGUUCCCUACGGUAUUCCCUAUAACGCCCGCUACAUCCUCCUCAUGAAUAACCACAUCAAGAGCAUCCAGCUGGACCUCCUCAAUGAAUACGUCUCUAUGGAGUUCCUUGUGCUGAGCAACAAUCGGCUCACAGAUGGCGCCAUAGAGGGGGCCUUUGAGGGGGUCCCGGCUCUGAAGCGCCUCUACCUGGAUAGGAACCUCCUGGACAGCGUGCCAACUGACCUCCCAGUCUCUCUGGAGGAGCUUCGUUUGGACAAUAACCGGCUGGGUGUGAUGUCUGAGGCCGCCUGGGCCCGCUGCCCCGGCCUCCUGGUGCUGAGCCUGAGCAACAACAGCCUGGGGAACGGAUCCGAGUCUCUUCCUAACGCAGUGCUCUCUCCUUUGUGCAACCUGCGCACUCUGAACCUGGAUCACAACCAGCUAACGUCAGUUCCUCUGGGCUUACCGUUGUCCGUCAAGGAGCUGUACCUCAAAGGGAACCUCAUUGAGCAGUUCCGAGGAGGAGCCUUUGAAGGGAGAUCAGAGCUGCUGGUGUUAGAUCUGAGUGCAAACAGACUGACAAAUAAGGGUCUUCUCAGGGAGUCGCUUCUCAACGCAACUCGCUUGGAAAGCCUCAACUUAGAGGGGAACAGGCUAACACAAGUGCCUCGACACCUUCCCCGCUCACUUAAAACUUUAAAUCUGGAGGGCAACCUCAUAUCGUCCAUAAAGAGAGCUGGUUUUGGGAGCUUAAAAAACCUGGAACACUUGGGUUUAGCGAGAAAUAAAAUCUUCAAAGUGGCACCAGGGGCAUUUAAGACAUUGCCCGUCCUGCACCAGCUGGACCUGAGCCACAACACUUUGCUUCAGGUGCCCAGACAGCUGCCGGAGGCUCUGCACUCAGUGGCACUCACUCACAACAAGAUCCAAUCAGUGCCUCGUGAUGCUUUCUGCUGGGGUAAUAAGAGUGUGGGUCUCAGCGGGCUGGUACGAGUGCAGUUGGAACACAAUUUAAUCGAUAUGGGGAAGUUGGAUGCACAGGCAUUCAGGUGCUUACGGGGAUUCCAAGUGGUGCACUUCUACUGAACCUUUUAACAGAGAUUAAAUGAUGCUGCUGGGACUAUUUAUGCACAAAAUAUCUGCAUUUUUAUGAAACAUACUCGCUUAAUUCUGUAUGCUUUAUCCAAAACCUGUGGUGAAGGCUAUUGUCUGCCA
Centropristis striata (black sea bass) is the source of this 2439-nucleotide messenger RNA. Its product is annotated as wu:fc23c09. The record is from RefSeq and is a predicted model, not a curated record. The coding region runs from base 1 to 2310 and encodes 769 amino acids. Gene Ontology annotation, molecular function: protein binding. The transcript has 4 exons. Lineage: Eukaryota; Metazoa; Chordata; Actinopteri; Perciformes; Serranidae.